GGAGUGAGAGCUCAUGAGACCGCACAAGACAACGCCACGCCUUCAUCCAGGCUACCUCCGCCACCCAUUAAUCGCAGUGUACGCCCACCGGAACGGUCUGAAGUUCAUGAGAGCGCACAUGCACCAACACACGCGCCGGUUCUUCCAUCUCGGCACGUGGAGGCUGCACCUCAGCAAUAUCAGCAGGACGAAGACGAAAUCUCCGAUAACAUCAGCAUAGACUGGGCAAACCUUUCUCCGGAAGACAAGGCGGUUUUCUUCGAGUGGUUGGACGAGUUCUUUUCGGGGUACCUUGGCAGACCUGUAGGCCCUAUCCACGCUGCGGUCAACGCUAUCACCGCCGCAGGUAAUUCGCAGCAGGCUCAAGCGGCUCCGCCUCCCAUACGAUUCUCAACAAGACCGAUCAUCUGAGCUUUCUCCCCACCUCGCCUUCGAGUCUCCCCCUUCCCCGACCCGAGGGCAAUUUCAUCAUGUCGGAGCCUGCCAUGUCUACGGAACCCGAAGAACAGCCACGAGCAUCGUACAAAGUCUUCGUUCGCUCGGAAGAGUUCGUUCUGAGCCGCAACCAAAUCCAGUUCGAUUCGCCCAACUUCUUCACGGGCUGUUUCCUAUCCGGCCUAGCGGAAUCACUCACACAUGAAGUCCACAUCGAUCGAAAUCCUGCACUGUUCGCGCUCGUCGUGGAAUACCUCUCCGGUUAUAUUAUCCUCCCCUUAUCGGCGGCAUCGGUCCCGAACACGAUGAGCGUCGAGCUGGCCACCCGAAACCUGGCUGAGGAUGCGCUCUUCUACGGCCUGACCAAGUUGCAUGCGAUGCUCACCACGCCGGCCCUUCCGAAUGUCAAUUUGGACUGGUUCGGGUUGGGUUCGCCACUGGUGACAUUCGGGGACGUCCUUUCCGGACGAUUGCCGCCCGAGGUCGAAUGGACGGAGAAAGGCCUCUGCUCGACCCACUGGGGCGCUCAGCACCCCGUGCUCAUCUACCGGCGUAAUUUCCCGCUGCAGCUGACCGGCGUCAGCCACCACCUUGCCGGCGAGUUCAUUUGGGGCUCGGAGGAGAUGCACUACGAGUUCAGGGGGCGGAAGAGCCCGAAGAGGCUCGCGUCCAUGUACCCGCGCGUGGCCUUCCCUCACGAUGAUAUCUACAUCGCCGACGGGUACGAGGACUCGCUCCUCCACAUCGACGGCGCGACGAUCCGCUCCGCGAACCUAACGCCUUGGUGGCGGUACCGGACGGGCAUGUCGCGGAUGUACCUCCCCCAGCAAGGUUUUUCCGUCUUGGACGGGGCGUUCCCGCUCUACGACGACCUGUUGGAGGUUGAGCGUACCGCGGACGAGCCCUCGUUCUCCGAGCGUGACAAGGAACGCUCGGUGUUCCGCCUCUGGGCGGACGAGAUGCUGUUUGUGAUGCAGACGGAAGACCGUCAUCGGGAUUGGCGGGACGUCGACGCGGAGGAGCUUCCGAAGGAUCCGAUACGCGUUAGCAUCAAGGUUUUGGACGUAAAGGCUAGGACGCGGGCGGCGGUGUUGAAGGCAAUGACCUCGCCGACGUCUCGGUCGGUAGUACAGUCCCAGGCCGGAACGUCGAGUCGCCCGCUCAGCGGAUUGAGCUCUGCAUGAUCGCAUUCCGACGACGAGUACCUGAUAUCUGGGUAAUGCAAAAGGGGAAGAGCGAUGGUGACGACGUAAGGUUUCGCCGCAGCCUGUCACACGAUGCUUUUUGUUUCUGGUCUUCCAUUGUAAUUGCACCCCAUUCCAGAUCAGUGCCAGUGCCAAGUUCCAGUGCCAUUGAUAGCUAUUUUGGCCCUACGAACCAUUGAGCGUUGUUGCCAUAUGGACCACAUGAUCUCACUCAUUCCCAAAGGUCGUAUAUAUCGCAUUCGGUGUUCUUGGCACUGCUGCUAUCAGGCGCCCUCCUAGCAUCGACGUUGUGGAUCAAGAUGGAUCUAAUUCUUGUCACGAACUCUCGCAAUCGCUGUGUUCAUGAGGUGACACCCUCUCUCGACGAAUUUGCCAGCGCUUGCAUUACGAA
Punctularia strigosozonata HHB-11173 SS5 is the source of this 2031-nucleotide messenger RNA. RefSeq lists its product as uncharacterized. Bases 471 to 1619 code for a protein of 382 amino acids. NCBI's taxonomy places the organism in Eukaryota, Fungi, Basidiomycota, Agaricomycetes, Corticiales, Punctulariaceae. The record is from RefSeq and is a predicted model, not a curated record. The transcript has 2 exons.